AUGGUAAAAGGAAAAAAUAAGAAAAAGAAAUCAGAAAAAAAAAUAAAAGAUAAUAAUAAUGAUGAAUAUGAAGAUAUGGAAUCUGAAGAUGUAACAACGAAUGAAAAUACUACUAAAAAUAAAGUACAACAAGUUUAUUUACCAGGUGAUCCAUUAGAUGAAGAUGAAGAACUUGUACGAGAAGAAAGUGCAUAUGAAAUGUUUCAUGAAGCACAAACAGGCAAGUGA
Molecule: messenger RNA, 228 nt
Organism: Adineta steineri
Lineage: Eukaryota; Metazoa; Rotifera; Eurotatoria; Adinetida; Adinetidae
Source: the annotation of a GenBank genome assembly